AUGCUGUCCCUGCUGCGGCGCGAACCCAGUGAACCCAGUGAACCCAGUGGCUUAGUAGAGGACAUGGAGGAUCCACAGGAGGUUGAGAUGGAAGCAGAAGCAGAGGAGGCUGCCUCCAGCCUCUCAUCUGGGCUUCGGAAUGCCUCCGCCAAGGUCUUUGCAGAUGAACAUGGUGAAGGCACUGAGAUGAUCCAUGAAGAUCCCCCCCUGGAAGAUCCUCAGAACGCCCAGAACGCCACCCUAUUGGAGGGUGCCGCAGGUCGCCCUGCGCUGAUCGUCAGUGGCAUGUAUGGUCCAGCAGGUGAUAUGGGGGAACGUGGACCCGCAGGGCCUCAGGGGCUGCAGGGCCCCAUGGGCCCUGCCGGCGCCUCGGUGAUAGGUCCCACGGGCAGUCAGGGCAGGCCAGGGCAGCAGGGGAAGAUGGGCAAGACGGGCAAGGUGGGCCUCAAGGGCCAUGCCGGCAGCCAGGGCGAGCCAGGAAAAGCCUGUGAAGACUUCUACAAAUGGUCACAGCUUCUGGACUACUACAGCCAGGUGGUCUCAAAAAUGGAGGCGCAAGCCAGCACACACGUCCGAGGCAUCAAUCGCGAAGUCUCGAUGCUACAGCAGCAGAGUGCCAUCUACACGGCGCGCAGCUUCGCCCUGAGCAACGGAUCGGUGGAUUUGCACAACUACAUGGUGGCGAACUACAAGCGGAUGGUGAAGUCAGCGAGUUCUGCCAAGGAGGUCGAUGAGUACUUGGCCAGGAUGUCGAUGGUUACUCCCAUGGAUGCAUUGCAUGAGGCCCAGCGACUGUAUCCAGCCUUCAUCGGCACACAGAGGGUGGCCUCUGUUAUGCAAGCGCAGAGUCAGCACCAAGGGCGGUUCGCUGCACGAAGCCAUUUCGCUGCACCCGGAGAGUCUGGCAAGGAUAAAAAUGAGAAGAGCAAUACUUUGAGGUCGAGCCUUUCUGUCAGCUUGCUGGCUGUGGCAGGUGAGGAGAUGUCACUGCCAGCGCUGGUGGACAGGCCAUCCAUGGAUCACUGGGAGCUGCAAAGACGUGCUGUGAAGUGUUUGGAAUGCCCAGCUUUGGAGCCGGUGCAGAAAUGCAUCAAAGAAAAAGGUGAAAUUUCACCCAAGGAGCUCCUUCGAAUCCUGGGAAUUCCCAAGCACAGCUUCAAGGUGCUGAAGGAGGUCAGGGACGUCAGGGACGCCGUACUCACCUUCGACAGGUCGGUUGUGGGCGAUGGCCUGGCUGAUGAGAUCACUGCGCAAGCAGUGCGGUGUGGAGACAGCGGUAAAUCAACUGCAGAGACUUCUCCCGAAGAUGGCAACUUGGAGGAAGAUACUCCGGUCCCUGUGGCUGCCGGAGUUAGUGAGCACCCUCGUCAGGAAAAGGCCACGCAGCCUGUUGGCCAUGUUCGGUUUAUGACUGCAGGUGGAAAGGCAGUUGCAGCAGAUGAGGGAAGGCGAGAGCGGGCUCAAGCCCUUUUCGCAAGUCUCAACGAUGCCAUGCAUGAGCAAGCCCUGUUUCCCAAUGCAACGUCUUCUCUCCCAGUUGGUGAGCAACCUCGUGAAGAAGAGGCCACACAGCCUGUUGGCCAUGUUGGGUUUAUGACUGCAGGUGGAAAGGCAGUUGCAGCAGAUGAGGGGAGGCGAGAGCGGGCUCAAGCCCUUUUUGCAAGUCUCAACGAGACCAUCGAUGAGCAAGGCCUGUCUCCCAAUGCAACUUCUUCUCUCCCAGUUGGUGAGCAGCCGCGUCAAGAAGAGGCCACACAGCCUGUUGGCCAUGUUGGGUUUAGGACUGCAGAUGGAAAGGCAGUUGCAGCAGAUGAGGAGAGGCGAGAGCGGGCUCAAGCCCUUUUCGCAAGUCUCAACGAUACCAUGGAUGAGCAAGGCCUGUUUCCAAAACCAGCUCAGGAUGCUGCAUCUUCUUCCCCCAAGAUAGGUCACUCACCGCAACAUGCUGAUGUGAUGGCAGGAUUUGUUGGCUGGGAAGGAGAUCAACUGGCUGGCGCAAUGCUUCCAGUGGUUCCUGCUCGGAUGAUAUCUGUGGCGACACCACAGAAAUCCAGCGGCCAGUUCUGCGCAGCGGAGUCUCAGAGAUCGUUGAAACGAACGAAACGAACGAAGCCGUUUCGUCUGGAACUACCAGAGGGCAUGACUUCCAAUAGCAUUCUUCCUGAUUGGAUCUCGCAGUCGGAGGAAAGCAAGAUUAAGAGUGACUUUAAGGAAGCAAUGAUUUCCAUCAUGGGCAUUGACCAUGCGGCGCCCUCCGAUCGCUUUUGCUCCGGGCGCUGGGUUGCAAUUCAGCAAGCGCAGAUGGCAUUGCUGGCUGCGCAAAGCCCAGGUCGACCUUGUAACACUAGCGUCCCUUGUCGCUUGCUGAAGCGCGCACAAGCAGAACUUUCAGGUCGGAAGUCAGCGUUUUAUCAACUUUGCUCUGGGACCGUGUCACCCACUGAGCACAUGCUCUUGAUAUGCUCUGCGUCGCGGCAGCAUGAGCCCGGCGUGAG
Messenger RNA from Cladocopium goreaui, 2495 nucleotides. NCBI's taxonomy places the organism in Eukaryota, Dinophyceae, Suessiales, Symbiodiniaceae. The record is from the annotation of a GenBank genome assembly.